CAAACCAACCAGUCAGCAUCACGUGCGCGGACGUGACGGCCGUGUUUCGUGCCGAGCCGACGGAUUAUUCACGCGCCAUUUGACAGUUAUGCCGUGUCCUGUAAUGACUGUAGUGCAUCAUAGUGUAACGUAGUGAUUGUUGCUGCCAAUAAACAAUAAAGAGCCAUGCGAGGAUCCGUAUGAUCAAAGCCAGCAAUUAUCCUUACGUUACAACAAUAAUUAAUAAAAAGAAUUAAUUCGAGACAAGUUUAAAAAAAAGUAACUCUUUGGAAAGUGUAUGUGCAAUGCUGAUAAGUACUAGCCGGUGAGUGUGUGAGUGCGUGCGAUGGCGCGAGGUGCCGUGUUAUCGUCGACCAUCUUGGUGUCAAUUUUAUCAAUAUUGGAAACAACAUUUGCGCAUUAUACACCUACAUGGGCCGUCCAUAUACCUGGAGGGAAGGAGGCCGCGGAUGCAGUGGCCAGAGACUAUGGAUUCAUCAAUUUAGGAGAGAUAUUCGAGGACCACUACCACUUCCACCACAAUGCGAUAGUGAAGCGGUCGAUCACGCCUGCGCACGAGCAUCAUGGCAUGUUAGAGGGAGACAACCGAGUGCGAUGGGCGAAACAGCAACGCGCUCUCUCAAGAAAGAAGAGAGAUUUUCAAACUAUACCAGAUUCAUAUCAUUCUACAGCUAAAACGACGCCAUCCGAUGCGCCUGCGUCGGCCGCGCCUGCGCCGUCAGCGGCGUCGAAGCGCGACACUAAUUCGAAGCGAGAGCUCCAACCGUCACGGGUGAAGGGACGGCCAAGAGCUGCUGACUCUAAGUUUCAACUCAACGACCCAAAGUGGCCUCAUAUGUGGUAUCUAAAUCGAGGAGGUGGUUUAGAUAUGAAUGUUAUACCAGCGUGGCGGGAAGGUAUCACUGGCCGUGGAGUGGUGGUGACCAUUCUUGAUGAUGGCCUUGAGACUGACCAUCCCGAUUUGGUAGCUAAUUAUGAUCCAAUGGCGUCUUACGACGUCAAUUCCCACGACUCAGAUCCUCAGCCGAGGUACGACAUGAUCGACUCCAACCGCCAUGGCACCAGGUGUGCUGGGGAGGUGGCUGCUACUGCCAACAACUCCUUGUGUGCUGUGGGCGUCGCUUAUGGAGCUAGCGUUGGAGGUGUACGUAUGUUGGACGGUGACGUCACGGAUGCAGUAGAAGCCCGCUCCUUGAGUCUGAACCCUCAGCACGUGGACAUCUACAGCGCAUCCUGGGGACCUGAUGAUGAUGGGAAGACUGUUGAUGGACCUGGAGAACUGGCCACUAGGGCUUUCAUAGAAGGAGUUACUAAGGGACGUAACGGCAAGGGUUCCAUUUUCGUGUGGGCGUCAGGAAAUGGCGGAAGGGAACAUGAUAACUGCAACUGUGAUGGCUAUACCAAUUCUAUAUGGACCCUGUCGAUAUCUUCGGCGACGGAGCGAGGGGAGGUGCCCUGGUACUCCGAAAUGUGCAGUUCCACGUUGGCAGCUACUUACAGCAGCGGUGCUAUAAAUGAGAAACAGGUGGUGACGACAGAUCUGCAUCACUCUUGCACAGCGGGGCACACCGGGACAUCUGCAUCUGCGCCACUCGCCGCUGGAAUCUGUGCUUUAGCUCUGCAAGCCAAUAGAGACCUGACUUGGCGAGAUAUGCAGCAUAUUGUUGUCCGCACAGCACGUCCGGAGCGGCUCAGCAUUGGUGGCGAAUGGAGAGUUAAUGGAGUUGGUCGAAACGUCUCCCAUUCUUUCGGCUAUGGACUCCUCGACGCUGCUGGCAUGGUGAGGCUGGCCAAGAGUUGGAGAACUGUACCACCACAGCGAAGAUGUGAACUGGCUGCUCCAAGACCACAACGACCAGUCCCGCCUAGGUCUUCUGUUACCCUGCAGUUGGACGUGAGCGCUUGUCCUGGAGUAAACUACUUGGAACACGUGCAGGCACGCGUAUCACUCUCUGCUGCGAGACGUGGUGAUCUUCGAAUUGUACUCACUUCUCCAGCUGGAACUAAGGUCACUCUGCUUGCACCAAGACCGCACGACUCGUCGCGCACUGGGUUCAGCUCGUGGCCUUUCAUGUCCGUGCACAUGUGGGGCGAGUCACCGCUGGGGCCCUGGCGGCUAGAAGUCACCAACGAGGGACGAUUUAUGGCUGGUCCUCUGACUCAAUGGGAGUUAAUAUUCUACGGUACGGAGACGCCUCCUCAAGAGGAAGACGCGUCUCCUGAGACAAACUUGUUGAGUGGAGGAGCUGCGCCGGUGCCGGUUGCCAGUUCGGGCGGCGGGAUGAUUCCUGCUGAAUCGCCGGGGCCGGUGACGACAUGGAACGGUGCGAACGAGCCCCCCGAGUCAGUCGAGGAAGUGAGACAGAAUGCACUCGACGACGACCUCUCCCUCGUCUGGCAUUCGCAUACGAUAAGCGAAGACAGCCCCCCUGAGACAGUGGACGCCGGCAACGCGGGACAGUACACGGGCAACGCGUCGGGUUGCGCCACACACGCGCCACAGUCGCUCCACUGCCUAGAAUGCGCGAAGGGCUUGCAUUUGUACUCCGGUCGAUGCUUCAAACGUUGUCCCGAUGGUACGUAUGCCAGUGAGAUUACAAUGGAGAGGAGCUCAAGAAGACGUAAUCUAACUUAUUUUUCCGAGGGGACGGUAAUGAAAAGGCAGGACGGUGGCGCCCCGCAGCAGACCGCUUUAGAAGCUUUAGAUAUGGAGCCAGCAUCUAACGAGAGCGCCGCUAAGCCCCCUCUCACGUGCCUUCCGUGUCAUUACACAUGCGCCACAUGCGUGGGCCCUCAAAACAAUCAAUGUUUGUCAUGUUUAGACGACGCUCAGCUCUUCAAUUUAACUGACACCGAACCAAAAUUCUACUGUUACCCAAACACGGUAUUGUCGAAAAUAAAGGACGCUGAUUGGCAUUACAGACUCAACGUUGCUCUUGUUGUUGUCUUAUUUGUAGUCAGUUCUGCCUGUUUGUAUUUCCUGCUGUCGUGUGUCACGAAGAGGUAUUGUUGCGGUGGCUAUUACAAACCAAAUAUAGUGUAUAACAAAUUGGCUGUUGAUGAUAAACUACAGAGCGCGGUGGAGGUUGAAGAAGAGAUACAUAAGGCUUUAAAGGAUUACAGUGAGAGCGAAUCAGACGAUGACUUGAACUUAUAGCGAUUGCUAACAUUCCAAUCGAAGUAUUACGAACUCAUAGACCAGGUAACCGAUAGUGAUUAGGAGAUUAGGUACAGACCAGAUGCAGGGCUCGUGUUGUGAUAUAUAUCAUUCAGUCGUCACAAUGUUUAAUAUAAGAUUGUAAACGAGUAUUAGUAUUAGUCCAAUGAGAUUUUAAUUCGUACAAACGUUUUGAGUUUAUUUUGAAAUUAUUCCAAAGAGCUGUAACGAACUCUUGAACUUUAUAAUUUUUUUGUCUAUUUUUCUAUUAAUUUCGGGAAUUUUCCUUUCGUAGAUUUUACUUUAUUAAAUCGGUAAUUGGUUUUUAUGUCUUACUUUUGUAUUUUUCUUUUCUUUAUUCUUAAUUUAGGUUAUGAAUUAUAAUAAAAUAGAGUAUUAAAGAACAUUCCAUUUGAAAAUGAGACAUUCGAGGUCCUUGAAAUUAUACUUAAUCCCCAUAGCUUUUGGCCACUGGCUGGGGGUUCCAUUAUUAUUUCUAAAAGGGGCUUACUCACCCUCUUUGAACAUGCUAUUUUUCUAUUUGCUCAAAAUUCUUGUUUCGGUUGUUUUUUAUAAUGCUUUUUUUUACUUAGUAAGGUUUGAGAUUCACUCAGAGAGACUCAAAAGUAAUUAUAGUUUCGAUAGUUUAAUUUAAUCGUAAUAAGAGUCGCAUAAUGUUAGAUUAUUAGUUUUACUUGCUCAAGAUGCCAUUCUUGUUUGUAUGUUUGUGCCAAUCCCUUAGUAUUUGGUGCAGUGUAAAUAAUUUGUAUAUGUAAAUAAAUGAGUUCCUAUUUUCAUAUGCUGUUUUAUUAAAAUGCUUGGAGUUGUUUUUUUAACUUUAUGGUUGAG
Molecule: messenger RNA, 4006 nt
Organism: Spodoptera exigua (beet armyworm)
Lineage: Eukaryota; Metazoa; Arthropoda; Insecta; Lepidoptera; Noctuidae
Source: the annotation of a GenBank genome assembly